AUGGAGUCGCGAACGCUGCCUUACCUGCUGCCUCUUGGAUUGUUAGACGACGCCGAACUUUCUCCUGACUCGAGCGCCAUGACAAGACUUACGCCUGGCUCGGACUCGGACUCGGUCUCGGACUCGGAUCUGGACAUGGGGAAGGACAUGGGCGAGCUGGGCGUGCUGGGCGAAAGCUUCAAGCUACAGCAACGAGGACGGGAUGCGGAGAAAUUGGAAGCCGGGAUAGAGGAGGAGGAGGAGGAGGAGGAGGAGGAAGAGGAGGAAGGGGAGGAAGAGAAUGAGGAUGAAGAACACCCCAUACGCGACAGGCGCCGAGCCAGCGUUUCCACGACCCAGUCUUACCAACUCUAUGCCCCGGACGAGGAGCGGGCCGUGGUGCGGAAGCUCGAUCGCAAGCUGGUCACAUUCGUCACCUUGCUGUACAUGCUGGGCUUCCUGGACCGGUGUAAUAUUGGCAAUGCCAAGAUUGCUGGCCUGGACCUGGAUCUCGACCUGGACUCUGCGAGAUAUGAAUGGGUCAUUACGGCUUUCUAUAUCGCCUACAUCUGCUUCGAGUGGAUGAGCAUGCUGUGGAAGAUUGUACCGGCGCACAUCUACGUGACGUGCAUCGUGCUGAGCUGGGGGGUUGUGGCUUCGCUGCAGGCGGUUGCGACCUCGUUCGCUGGACUGCUGGUGUUGAGGGCGCUGUUGGGGAUUGGCGAGGCCGGUUUCACGGGCAUACCGUUUUAUCUGUCUUUCUUCUUCCGGCGGGAAGAGUUGGCUCUGAGGACUGGCUUCUUCAUAUCCGCGGCACCGCUGGCGACAUCUUUCGCAAGCACUCUGGCGUGGGCGAUCAUCAAAAUCGGGAAGAAUGGACCCAUCGCUCCUUGGCGGCUACUUUUCCUCCUCGAAGGCUUUCCCAGUGUCUUGGUCGCGGCCAUAGCCUGGCACAGGAUCCCCGACAGCCCCAGCAGCGCAUAUUUCUUCACGACGCGGGAGAAGAAAGUCGCGCGUCUCCGCCUUCGAAGAGAUAGAGACGCCAAUUCUCCUCUGGGCAAAGCCGGUCUCAACGUCCGCGAGAUGCUUUCCGUAAUGGCGGACCCCAAAUCCUACCUAACGGCUUUCAUGUUCUUCUUCACCAACAUGGCGUUCUCCUCCAUGCCCGUCUUCCUCCCAACCAUCAUCCACGAAAUGGGCCACACAGUCCUCGUGUCGCAAGCCCUGUCCGCUCCCCCGUACCUGAUGUCCUUCUUGGUUGUGAUCCUGACAGCCUACCUCUCCGAUCGCUUACGGAACAGGAGCUACUUUGUGAUCUUCCACGCCCUCCUCUCGGCGUCUGGGUACAUCUUGAUGGCCGUCGCCUCUCACUACGGCCUAGGAGCGUGGUGGCGGUACGCCGCCAUCUACCCAGCGACGAUUGGCUUCUUCAACGUCAUCACCAUCGUCAUCACCUGGACGAUCAACAACCAGGAAUCGGAAUCCAAACAGGGCACCGGCUACGCCAUGCUGCAAAUCAUUGGCCAGUGCGGGCCCCUCGUCGGCACGCGCAUCUACCCGGAAGAAGACGCGCCGCUCUACAUCAAGGGGAUGUCGAUGUGCGCUGGCGCCAUGCUCAUCGUUGCUCUCCUGAGCACGGUCUUGAGGCUCUACCUGCGAAGGCUGAAUGUGAAGAGUGGUGAGGCUACGCACGAGUACGGGCGGCUGGUUGACCGGGAAGCUGGCGAGCUGGAGCUCGUCGUCGGUAAGUCGAUGCCGUCGGGGAGGAAGCGGAAUCCGUCGUUUGAGUAUAUGUUGUGA
Molecule: messenger RNA, 1779 nt
Organism: Drepanopeziza brunnea f. sp. 'multigermtubi' MB_m1
Lineage: Eukaryota; Fungi; Ascomycota; Leotiomycetes; Helotiales; Drepanopezizaceae
Biological process (GO): transmembrane transport
Cellular component (GO): membrane
Molecular function (GO): transmembrane transporter activity
Source: RefSeq, a predicted model, not a curated record